Molecule: messenger RNA, 956 nt
Organism: Argentina anserina (silverweed cinquefoil)
Lineage: Eukaryota; Viridiplantae; Streptophyta; Magnoliopsida; Rosales; Rosaceae
Product: protein FAR1-RELATED SEQUENCE 1
Exons: 3
Coding region: 172-813 (213 amino acids)
Source: RefSeq, a predicted model, not a curated record
AGAAGAGAAAUUAACUUAACGCCAGUAACGAGGUUUGACCCUUUCCUCUUUGUCUUCCUCUGCACCUGUCUGGUCUCCCAAAUCAGUCCAUGAAAGCCCAGAAUACGAUCUUCGGACUCCGAUACCAUUCACAGCAACUCUGACCACUAACAAUAUCCGGAUUUCAUUCAAAUGGAUUUGGAGGAUGAGGAGGAGGAAGGGGAGGAAGUUGGGGCAGUUGAUGGGUAUGCUGAAGUAAACAUGGGCGCUUCUGAAGGAGGUCUCGUUGGAGAGCCUUUUGUCGGUAUGGAAUUUGAUUCAGAAGAUGAUGCCAAGAAAUUCUAUACUGAGUAUGCCAGGCGGGUCGGGUUUUCUGUCCGUGUUAUGCAGCGUCGCCGAGGUACUGAUGGGAGAACUCUUGCCCGUCGGCUUGGAUGUAACAAACAAGGUUUCUCUCCUAACAAUAAGGGCACACUUGGACAUGAGAAAAGGCCCAGAGUUAGUGCACGUGAAGGUUGCAACGCAACAAUCUUGGUGAAGAUGGAUAAAUCUGGAAAGUGGGUGGUUACAAGAUUUGUAAAAGAUCAUAAUCAUCUUCUCAUUGUUACUGCCAAUGAGUUUAGCACAGCGGGUGACAAGGAUAAGAAAAUAGAGGAACUUAUGAUGGAACUGGAUCAUCAAGAUCAACUAUGUGCAGCUUAUCGAGAAAAACUACUCAGUUUCAUUAAUAACGUGGAGGUAGAAACAGAAGAACUUUCUGCAAAGAUACAAGCCAUUGUUGACAGAGUGAGAAAAGUUGAAUCCGAAACGCAAAAGAAAUCUCGCUGUAGAUAGUAUUAUCGCAGAAAUAGCUCUAGGAUUUGCUACCAUGGGUUGUGUUAGUGAAUCAUUGGAAUCCAACUCCACCCAUGAAUGUACAGAGCUGAACUGAAUGUUAGAAUCAAUUUCUGUUCAUUUAUGAAAAAGUUCUUUUUGUU